UCCAAUCUAAUGUUUUUGGCAGUAGGGCAUGGUGGGAGACUCGGAGAGGGAUGGGGAAGAUUUGAAUAUCACUUUAGCGCCCAGUCUCCCAUACCAAAUGGACCAACAAGUAAGCAAAAGCAAAUCUCCCAUACCAAAUGGUCCCUUCCCAAUUGACAUCACCGCAUGGGGAAUGCACUGCACAUCCUAGAACCCUCGAAUUUAAGAAAAUACCCAAGAAUCUCUAUUGCAGGCUUAUUUAUACAUAAUUAAAGAAACACAAAAAGGCAUUAUAAGAAUAAGAAGGGAGGAUCGAAGUCGAAGAAGAAGAAGAAGAAGAAGAAGAGGAAAAAAUGAAAAUACAAUGUGACGUGUGCGAGAAAGUGGAGGCAGAGGUGCUAUGUUGUGCAGAUGAGGCGGUGCUAUGCAGGGGAUGCGACCAUAAAGUCCAUGCAGCUAACAAGCUCUCACAAAAGCACGAGCGAGUUCUUCUUCUAAAAGACACAUCAUCAUCAUCAUCGUCCUCAUCGUCCACGUCAUCCUCCUCUUCCCAUGCGCAGCUACCUCCAUGUGAUAUCUGCAAGGAGAGAAACGGCUACUUCUUCUGCAUAGAAGAUAGAGCACUCUUCUGCAAGCACUGCGACGUUUCAACCCACAUGGGGAGCCCCUUCGCUUCAUCCCACCGACGAUUUCUUAUCACAGGCGUCAAAGUCGCCCUUCAGGCUUCCAUUAACACCAAUGACAUAAUUAGCUCGCCCAUUUCGACUACUACUUCUUUCAAUUUUCCUGCAGACAACGAGAGCAGGGCGGCAAUGGCGCCAAUGAACGUUGAAGCAGCGUCGACGACAGAAACUAGAGCUACCUUCUCAGGCGCUGAAGUUGAUCCAUUUGCAAUCGGACCUAGUAAUUGGUUACUGAAUGAGAUGUUUGACCCGAAUGAUUUUAACUACUAUGAAUUUUCAGAAGUUGGAUCAUCAAGAAUAAGCACUACUCCAUGA
Corylus avellana is the source of this 977-nucleotide messenger RNA. RefSeq names its product B-box zinc finger protein 23-like. Gene Ontology annotation, biological process: regulation of DNA-templated transcription; photomorphogenesis. The record is from RefSeq and is a predicted model, not a curated record. NCBI's taxonomy places the organism in Eukaryota, Viridiplantae, Streptophyta, Magnoliopsida, Fagales, Betulaceae. Gene Ontology annotation, cellular component: nucleus. Gene Ontology annotation, molecular function: zinc ion binding.